Papilio xuthus (Asian swallowtail) is the source of this 1645-nucleotide messenger RNA. RefSeq names its product Adenosine deaminase, tRNA-specific 1 (gene Adat1). The transcript is spliced from 2 exons. Gene Ontology annotation, molecular function: tRNA-specific adenosine deaminase activity; adenosine deaminase activity; RNA binding. The record is from RefSeq and is a predicted model, not a curated record. Gene Ontology annotation, biological process: tRNA processing. Bases 240 to 1574 code for a protein of 444 amino acids. Lineage: Eukaryota; Metazoa; Arthropoda; Insecta; Lepidoptera; Papilionidae.
UGUUAUCAUUAUUCGGUUUUUAUUUGGUUAAUAAAAUGAACGAUGCUGUUUGCUACAAAUAAAUUCACAAUUUCUAUUUAAUUUAAACUUACAAUUUAUUAUUAUAAUUGUGAGAUUGUGUGUGUGAUGUAAUUACACUUUUAGUUUAUUGUUCCGCGUUUUACCUAGACUCUAUUCUUUACCAUAAGAAAUUGAACUAUGGAAUAAUUCGUAACCGGAAUACAUUAUAAAAGUGCAAUAUGGAAGCGCUUUCUAAAGAAUUAGUAGAUAAAAUUGCACUAGAAUGUAUAGAAUUAUAUAGAAAGGUACCGAAAAUUGGUAAACCCGCCGCAGGAGAAUGGAACGUUUUAUCCAGCGUCGUACGGUUAAAUACAGAAACUCAAAAGUUCGAUGUUGUAUCAUUAGGUACUGGUUCGAAAUGUAUUGGAGCCACAAAAAUGUCACCCGAAGGGGUUAAAGUCCAUGAUAGUCAUGCUGAAGUGUUUGCAAGAAGAGGAUUUAUGUUAUACAUUUAUAAAAACCUAGAAAUGGCAAUAACAUCACCAGAGGAGAGUAUAUUUAUAAAAGAAAAUGGAAAAUUUCGAUUGAAAGAAAAUAUUCAAUUUAUAUUUUAUUCAUCCCAAAUGCCUUGUGGAGAUGCUUCUAUUAUUCCUAAAUCAAAUGACAAUAACCAUGGAAACGUUGUAACUUCACGUAAACGUGAAGCCGAGGAUGGUCACGAUGAGGAAGAACGUAAAAUAUUAAAGAGUGAUGAUAUAGAUGAUAUUCAUAGGACUGGAGCAAAAUGCUUGCCACACAAUGAACAGGAUCCUAAGGAGCCGGGUGCAAAGUAUCACUUGCUAGGUCAGGUUCGGACUAAACCAGGAUUAGGUGACCGAACUCUUUCUGUAUCAUGUAGUGACAAAAUUGCUAGAUGGAUUCAUGUUGGCAUCCAAGGAGCACUUUUGGACAUGCUGCUAACUGAACCUAUUUAUAUCAAACAUUUUAUCUUUGGCGGUGGAGUACCAUACUCUAAAGAAUCACUCACUCGGGCUUUUCUGAACAGAAAUGGCGAGGAACAGAUAACAGUACCUGUUAUUCCAUAUAUUUAUCAAGCUACAGCAAUUUUUUAUUAUAUGAAAAGUGAACAGAGAGCUCGGCCUGCUCACACUAGUAUUUUAGUAUUUAAUUUUGGUCUGGUUGAGGUUGCAGUCCAUGGUAAAAGGAUAGGUGUAACAAAGAAAAUGGAAAGAACAAGGAGAAUCGCGUUAAGCAUAUCGAAAUAUUAUUUGUAUAGAAGAUUCUUAUUUCUAUUUCAACUUGAUCCAAGUUUAAAAGAAAAAUAUGCACUCGAUAAACUAGAGUGUAUACCAUAUAACGUUAUGAAAAGGAAAUCUCAACGUUAUUAUGAAAACUGGCAUAAAGCGAAAGAAAAUUUCUUUAAAUCUUGGACAGUUAAACCGGAUAUGUGGUCUUUCUGUAUAACAGAAGACGAGUUAGCGGUAAAUGUUAUUGAGCUAAACAAAAUGAUUCAUUAUACGGAUCCCAGAAGAAGCAUAAUGAUCCCAAAUUUUGACACACCUAUUGUUUUCUAAAGGUGUUUAUUACUGUAGAUUUAUUAAAUCUAAUAAGAGCAUCUAAGUAACAUGACUUUGAGAUUUGCUAA